AUGGCAAGUUAUCGAGCGGGUAAGUCCACUGUCGAUGGGAGGUAUAGAAUUAUCCCGUCAGACUCAACGUUCAUAGUGUAUUUAACCCCCGACGGAACCCAGUUGUGGGAUGUUGCUAUAGCGGAGUUUGCCUGGCUCGAUGAGCUUGAUGUUAGUCCGAGCGAUUGGGAUCCUGAGAAAUGUGGCCCUUGGUAUGUUAUGGCACAGAGCCAUGAGGCUUUCUUGUUUCAUGAGGCUUGUUGGUCCCUCUUGAUCAAGCAUUUUGAAGACGAAGAAGUCAAUUUAGAUAGGCUUUUCGAAGUCUGCAGGAAUAUCCCUGGCUCAGGAAGAGAUGUCGGAGCUCUACAUAAAGGAGGCAGCAGAGAAUAUUCAUGGCAUCCACUAGAGCGACCUAUUAUCCGGGGGAUUGGAGACGCCACGAAAGAACUUCCGAAAAUAAAACGUGGAAAUACAGACUCUAGCAACAACCCCACUUUUGGGACUGACUGCUUCGGCUUACUCGCGAUGGAGAUACGACUUGAAAUCGCAUCUUACCUUCCUACUGUCGAUUUCUUCAGCCUUCGAUAUGCCUCCCGAGUGAUGGCACUUCCUUUUCAACUCCAGUCACCCUGGAAGACGAGAUUCCGAGUAAACGGAGGCCGUGGGUUUCUAGCCUGUCUAGUCGAGGCGCCCCAAAGCCGUAAAAGAACUAACUGGCGAUUGAUCCACCAUUGUACGGCAAGGAUCAACCAAGCACUUCUUCACUCUGGUCCUUACGCCGACUUUGAAGGAACAAUCAAUGGCUAG
Molecule: messenger RNA, 786 nt
Organism: Penicillium egyptiacum
Lineage: Eukaryota; Fungi; Ascomycota; Eurotiomycetes; Eurotiales; Aspergillaceae
Source: the annotation of a GenBank genome assembly